UUUUGUGGACAUUGUCACUGAGAUCAAGUCAGUGGGUGGGAGCCAUCGUCCCUAGAAUAAUAUCGCUGGAAAAUUCACAGUGAAAUGUCUUCCAUAGCAGACUUGACGCGAGUAAAGCAGAGACGGAUUUAGUGGGGGUGUAGGGGUGCGAUACCCCCCCCCCAAUAUUUCUGUGUUCAGUAAAUUUUGCUUCCAUUCGGUAACAAUCAUUUUUGGUAGUCAGUAGUAACAAAACAAUGCAAAUAUUUUACUUGUAUUAAGUAACAGAACCAUUUUUCUUCUUUACCUUGAAACUAAAAUCUGAAUUUUGAAAAUAGGCGUUUCUAUCAUUUUCCAGUGGCUUGAAGCUUGUGGUACCAAGAUCAAAUUUGUGUUUAACACCCAACACUCUUUCUUUUCUAGAAAGCAUAAGGAUCGUGUGCAUUUACUGGCGGUAUGGCUGAAGUGGUAUUUUAAGCUUUUGACAGUUCACUCCCAACUAUCAAAUGAAAAUUCGUGUUUGUUUCUUGUUCAAAUGAUAAUUUGACAUUACUAUGAACGAAAUUCUACUUGAAAUUCUCUCCCUAUUGCGUUAGCUUUUAAGGUCAUUUUGAAAGUACAUCAAAUCUAUGUCAGAAGCAAUUGCUAGGUAAACUAUUGUGUCAUUAGAUAGGACUCGCUAUAAGAUUAAUUAUUUCAGGAAGGUCAUUGAUGUAAAAGAGGAAAUAGAUAAGGAGCAAGCUUUAAAACUUUAGGGAUCCCAACAAAUCGCUUUAUCUGGAUCCAUUGUAAUUCCGCUUCUCUACCAACUUUUAGUACAUCUCCUCAAAACUCUAAGGCCUGGUUCAAACGUCGCACUUCUCAUGUGCCGAACCUAACUCUGUUUGGAGCGACACUUGGGCAUGUCGCGCCAAAUGGGUUUUAGGAUUGUUACAUGAAGUAUCUUGGACAAUCUCAAAUAUUUGUUUGAAACGCAUGCGCCCUCCAAGUAAGAAAUUAAUUCUGUGAAGGAAAAUAAACUGAAUAUAAUUAUGCAUUGAGUUCGGUACAUGACAAGUUCGACGCUUGAAACCGUGCCGUGCUGGAGCCGUGCAGCUCGGCAAGCUCUGCUGAUCCAAACUAGUCUGCCGCUCCUAACUAAAUCUGCCGUACCAAAUUGAUUUAAACGUCGCGCCCCUCAUGUACUUAAUUCUCGAGUCGGCACAUGAGAAGCGCGACGUUUGAACCAGGCCUAAGAGUUGUGGUUUCUCCCAAACACAGAUCCCUGAAACCGUGGAGGCAACGCAAGGCAUGAUGUUUCUGAUGAUGUAUCAUCUCUAUAGAGAUGUGUAUACUUCACUGUGAAGGAGCCAAAUUGUAUAACAGGCACAGGGAAUCGAGCUGUUGUUGUGACAACACCUAUCAAAAUGGCGGAAGAAAAAUCUUGCAUCCCAUGCAAGAUUGAGAAGCCUUUUCUUUUGAAAAUAGGAGCACCUGAUAUAGAAUUUCAUAGUGGAUGCUCCAUUAUUGAUGUAAUCUUACCAAUGAAUGAGGGAUGCAAGAUUGAUUGCAUCAAGUUCAGAAAUAACUAUGUGGCUUCACUUUCUAUCAGACUAAAGCUUAAAAAUGAAAAUGGUGAUAUUAGUUGGAUAACAGUAUUAAGAGAUUUUAUCUUGAUGAAAAAUCCUUAUCACGAGGAAGGAAGCCAAGAUCGAUUUACCAUCAAUGAGUUUACUGCUCAGCCAGAGAAUGUUGUGGGAGCUAGACUUAUUUUGCGGCAACCGUCACCACAUUGGUCAUAUUUCAGCUUAGAAGAUAUUCAAUUCUAUUUACCACCACAAGACAUCUUAUUAGAUAAAAAUUCUACUCGGUCUCUAAAUGAAACAGAAAUUGAAAGAGAGGUUGUCCCUAAUGACGAGCUUCCGCAUGCUGAUAUCGACGUGGACGUUAAUGAGCUAUCCACUAAAUUCAAUGGCCUGGUAUCGAUUGCCAGUGACAGUAGAGUGGUGAAUUCAUUGAAGAAAACGGCAGCCUUGAGAUUUGAUGUUGAUGGAAGUUAUGAUUUGAACCUCUUAUCGUACACAUAACGCCCUGGGCGUGAACGAAGAGUUCCUGAAACUAAAAGUAGGCUGUUUGUGAUGAUACUUGUUUUAGCUUCCGUUCGAUUGAUUUCAACUUGGUGCACCCUGAUUUAUCAGAACUUUUAGAAGAAGCUACUCCACACUGUCACCACCCAGAGGUUGGGUCAAAACAACUUUUUAAUGUUUCGGAAAGCAAUGCUGGUGCUUUAUCUAGAGCAAACUUCAACAUCAAGAAUGCUGUGGGGGCUAUCUGGUUUGUUACAGCUACGCCAAAUUCUUGACAACGUCGCAAAACGUUUCUCCAAAUAACUUUAUUUAGAUCUGGUAUGUGAAAUGGUGAAAGUAUAUAUGGUGUGCGCAAUGAUAAACAAUAGAAACUUGGAAAACCUUGAUGCAAUGAUGUGAUUACAGUACAGAAAUGGGUCUGUGACGACCUGGAAGUCAGUGAGAACAAAAAUUAGGUUUUAUUCUCUACCCUAUCUUUCAGAUAAUUGUGUACAGAUCCUGAUAGUUCACUUGCUGCACGGGUUUUGUCAGUGCUCAUUUAACCUGCUUUAAUUUAAGAGAGCUGAGGGAUUGCUACAUGCUGCCUUCAUGGGUGGCAGGUUUAUGAUUUCAAGAAAAUUAGACGAGAAAAGCUCCUGGGGCAUAAAUCAUAUUAUAAGAAUUAAGUUUAAUGUAAUUUUAAUGUUUAAAGUUUAAUGUAAGAAUACAAAACACUAUCCACAUCGGUGGGUGUCUUAAAAUUCAAAUGUUGAAAUUUGAUUUUCAUUGGCGUCCCCUGAAAUUGUUUGAAGAACUGGCUAUAAGAUAGGGUCGCAAAGUGCUAGAAAAGAUAAGAUCGCAAAGGGCAAGAAAAUUGGAACUGGGUUAUGGGAGCACCAUAAUUUCUUUACUGAGGCCUAGGGCACAUGCCUGAAACAUCUAUUAAUGGUAUUUGAAAACUGCCCCAUUUUCAAGAGGCCAUCCGCUCUUGAAAUGUUACUGCUUUCUAUAAUCAAUAUUUGAAAUCAGUUUUCUUUUGUUAUUAACUAUUUAUUAUUAACUAAAUAUAUUUAAUUAAUUGCUCAAAAAUUAUACUUUAUCUUAAAAAUGGGCACUGGCCUAGUUUUCAAACAAUGCAAUCUUUUGUUUCCUUUAAGCCGGUCAGUCUCGUGUCAUUUCUCUGUGUUCAGCAAGCAUGAAAUUCUUACUUAGGCAAAUGUUAUUUCGUGUGUUCCAAAGUUGAAUAUUAAAAUGGCUUGAAGAAGCAAACAUUUGAGUAAACUGAAGCUUUACGUCUGACAAUCUUCUGACACUCUUCAGAGUUAAAUCGUCAGAAUAAGAUAACUCUGAAGAGUGUCAGACGAAAAGCUUUAGUUUUUUCAAAUGUUUGCUUUUUUCAAAGCAAUUUUCAAGUUUUGCACCACCAAAAGAUUGUUAGUAGAAAAUUAUGUUUAUAUUUCUUUGUGUGUAUAUGUAUGCUUAUAAAGUAUAUUUCUGCUUUCCAUUUCAAGGAAAAACCUACAGUAUCUUGCUUUGUCUUAAUAAAAUUAAUCUUUGAAGGCAUAAGUAUUAAACACAAACAAUUUUUUCAAUCCAUUGUGUUUUCAAUCAUGAAAAAUUUCCCCUGUUUAGAGUUCAGUUACUUCAAGCAGUUUUCAAUAUGAUAUAUAACUGUUUUACCAUUUAACUGAAUCUUUAAGAAACUCUUUGCGUAAUAUAGAACGCACAAAACAUGAUCUAAAAUGAAGAAUAUAAUUUUAUUACAAAUAAACAACCACACAAAAGCAUAGUAUUACUAAAAAAUAAGUAUCAUAUGUUAAAGCCAGAAAAUUUUUAUUCCUAAGAUUGUAGCUUUAAAAUUUUAGCAAAUUUUAUUCAUAAUCACAAUUAUAGCUUUUCCGGCCAACCAUUUAUCUAGAUGAAACACAUGUUUUAACAUAGUUUUCGCCAUACAAGCAUGCUUUGAAAAUUGUCAACAUUGAGUGAAACUAAUACAUUGUAAUAUGAACUCAAUUGUAAUAUGACUAGAAAAAAAGGGUUGGCAUUUUUAGGACCGGAAAAUAGAGCAAAAAGGUUGAGCAAAGUUUACAACAAAACAUUUUAAGAUGAAACUUUCAGGAAAGCGUGCACUUUGCAAGACCUUUUUAUUGUGAUUUUUUAUAAAAGAAGCACGCAAUGUUUAGAAAAACGACGAGCAAUAGGAAUUCUGUUUUUGUUCAUUAGGAACAAGGAACAUCUUAAAAAUCUUAGGGCAUGUUCUAAUUUUUGUUUUGAUUUAUCAAUUUUCAAAGCUCUAGGUUUUCAAUAGACACACCGAUUUAGUAAUUUCUCGAUUUUGCCAUAGUCACCUGCUUUCAUCUGAAGUCUUCUGGUCUUUCUUGCAAACGGAGGUGCUUUAAGUGUAGCUAAGGUUGUUUACGAAAAGAAUUUUUUUCUGGCUAUAAAACUUCAGGAAUUGCAGUAACUGGCGUUUGCUGCUCCUGAAAAGUGUUGGAUCCGGGGAUGUAGCCCCGAGGAAAGCUGUAUGGAGCCACGCCUGACGUUUCAUGGAAAAGGGGGCAAUAUCCUUUAGAAAUUAUUGCAAUCGAUCUUUCCUAUUAUUGUUUCAAUAGCAAGUAAACAUCUUUCAAUGACAUCAAAACAUGAAAUAUCUUUACCCCCGAUGGCUACUUUUAGCAAUCAUUAAGACUAAGAGAGUUUACGUUGGUGGAUGUCAUGGCACCCAUUUGUUUCGAAAUCGCGAUCUCUGUCUCUAAUGAUGCAGUUAGUCAUGCAAAUCAACAGCAACACAUCUGCAUUUCAAUCAGGAUUCCUGACAAGAGUUCAAAAUCUAGACUUAAGUACUUGAGCUUUUGAUUGCUGGGAUUUCAAUUUAUUUUUCCGAUUCUCAAAUCUCAAAUCUCAGAAAUUAUUCUCAGAUUCAUCCUAUUACGCGUUACGUGCACAGCUAAUUCAAUCAGUCGAAUACAUAUACCGUAUCGCUGCACCAGAGAUAAGCGAUUGUGCGAUUGUACUCCCAAUUCAAAAAGAAAUUAUCUAACACAGAGAGGCAAUAUAAUGGUGUUUUUAAGGAAAAACCUGCGAAGCUACAACCUCGAUAAUUUGAGAGCAAGAAAGCACAAUGGCUAGGAUAACGAAGAAAUCAGAACCUUGGAAAGAAAUAGAUUGGAAUUUUAAAAUGAAAGGUAGACGCGUUUGUCGAUCGUUCGACAAUCUGGAUCGUAUUGAAGAUGAGGAAAAUGCGAACGGGGAAGUUAAUGGCGCUGAUGAUGGCACGGCAGUUAAGAAGCCGGGAUUUAUGCGUCGUAUUUUCUUGAAAAGAUACAAGAAAUUACAGCGAUCAAAAAGCGAUGAAAAUAUACCAACGGAAGCAGUGAAUAUAUCGAUGAAGGACACGACAGAUCAACGGUUAAGAGACAGAAGCAGAACGGUGCCGUCGGAACUUUGGGAUGAAAGUUCAGAAAAGGGGAAACGUCGGGGGGCGGUGAGUGAAGAUGAUGAUGAAAAGAAGGAGCAAUUCACGAAAAUUCUACAGACGUUCAUGGUUAGGAAGCAUAUGGACGAUUAUGGAUUUUGAUCUAUUUGGCUGUCAAAGAAAGAAAGGUUUUUCAAGAUUCUUUGGUGAUUAGAAUUUAUCGUAGGAAGUUCGCUAGCAGCCUUGAAGAAGUAGGUGAUAAUCGACUGUGCGACGUGAAAUUCGAGAAAAUUCAUACAACCUAUAUGUUAAUAAUAGAAGUUAGUUAUUUCAAUUUUGAGUUGAUCGCAAGUUGCUGUUGCCCAUCAGCCUAAAUCAUUGUAAACAGGAUAUCAUCACGAGAGUCGUUGGCAUUGAAAAUUGAAAGCAAUAACAAUAGAUCGGUUUGGGUUUUUAUCUUAAAAACAUUGGGGUCAUUUGUUCUGAAUAGUUAUAGGUGGGUGGAUUGUUCCAGGGAGAAUCAAUUUGUCUACGUCAUUCAAUCGUGACGUUUGGAGUAAGUGUUAGCAACCAGUUAGAUCAAUUUUGGAUUGAAAAAUUUCCAAUUUCAAUGUUAUUUUGACGUUGAUGCCAGUAAUACUGGAAGCAAUUUUUACUGAGAACAAACACUUAAGACAGAUACUAAUUCUAUACCCCUGUUAAGAAGACUUUACAUUCAAGCAACAUGACUUACAUGUGUUCUGAUAAAAACUUUUGCUUUUUUCAUACAAAUCUUGAGCUACUUCUAAUCUAUUCAGACCUUUUUUGGAGGAAUCCAUGGGUAUGAUCGGUCUAGGUGCAGCAAGUUAGAUCGUAGAUGGGCACUCGUGUUUGUUGUCCUUGCCUCUUCUUGGCGAAGUUUUUCUCGAAUUGUAAUGUAUUAUAUGCUUCAUCAAUUCGUCCAGAGUUGAUGGUUUCUUGGCUUAAUUGUACUUUGCGCUGUACAUGCCUGCUUAGAGAGGGGACAUGAAGCAGGGGGCUGAGGGGAGCCCCAAGAAGUUAUAACACAGUUCAUAACAAUAACAAUCUCAGUUUUAAUGACGUCAUCAAUGGCCCGAUGUAUCUUUUUUCUUAGACCCAAGAAAAGCUCUCGGCUGUAGCAGACGUAGGAGAUUAAUUACUCUUAAACGCGUCGUAAUUUAUUAUUAUUUCAUAUACGCUGUGAUUCUUAAUGAUAAAAAUAUGACGAUGUUAAUCUACAA
This is a messenger RNA of Rhopilema esculentum, 6680 nucleotides long. RefSeq names its product nicolin-1. The record is from RefSeq and is a predicted model, not a curated record. Lineage: Eukaryota; Metazoa; Cnidaria; Scyphozoa; Rhizostomeae; Rhizostomatidae. Gene Ontology annotation, cellular component: nucleoplasm.